Messenger RNA from Myxocyprinus asiaticus (Chinese sucker), 3900 nucleotides. Its product is annotated as fibroblast growth factor 4B-like. The transcript has 3 exons. Gene Ontology annotation, cellular component: cytoplasm. The record is from RefSeq and is a predicted model, not a curated record. Gene Ontology annotation, biological process: positive regulation of gene expression; animal organ morphogenesis; positive regulation of protein phosphorylation. Gene Ontology annotation, molecular function: fibroblast growth factor receptor binding; growth factor activity. Bases 794 to 1411 code for a protein of 205 amino acids. NCBI's taxonomy places the organism in Eukaryota, Metazoa, Chordata, Actinopteri, Cypriniformes, Catostomidae.
GCUCUGCGGUGACAACUGGACUGUUUUUACACCUUCCUUCUAAAUAAGGAAGCGGCCCGUCAGGCAUAUGACCCCUGCCGGUGUCCAAUUUGGGAGCUGCCAGAGAGCCCAUCACGUCCUCAAGUUCUCCUGUGAGGUCUCACUCUCCCCGGGUACCUCGUGUGGAUUGACAGCGAUAGACAGGGCUGGGAGUCGAUUCCAAAAAAAGAAUCGAUUCUUCGAUUCAGAGGCGUUGGGAAUCGAAAGUCGACUCCAAAAGAUUCGCAUCGAUAAAGCAUCGAGAACAUAAGUCAGGAAUCGACUCUUGGAAUCGGUUCUAAAAUAUCUAGAAUCGAAUAGCUCUAGCGAUAAAUGAUUGGCUGUGGUCAGAGAAUUGCUUGCUGGCACUCAACUUUUCUUUGCCCAUCCCCUUCUUUCUGCACUAGUUGACAAGGCAGCAGUAUAGGCUACGUGUGAGGUCAGCUUGGUAUCAUCUUGAAGGCGAGUGAUGUCAUCUUGAAGAUCUCUCCGGCAAGGUGAGCUUGCAUUUUGGCGAGUGUGUGGUGCUUCCCACGCCAGCGUUUGCCCAUCGAGAGAGGUGAAACAUGGUAAUCAUCAGCACCUUCACCACCACCACCAGCACAAGCUCUGCAGCCCUGCUCUUCUCAUCUGCCGAGGGGCUUAUUGCGUUACACGCGCGCAGCCCCGACCUGCCUUCCCAAAAUAAGCCCCAGCCACCAUGCCGAAAGAAGAAAAACAAGAGUGGUAUUUUUAGGGUCAUUAACUUUGACCACGUGCCCCGAGGGUAAACCGGAUGGCCACUGCGCAAAGGCUCCUCACCAGUAUGUGCGAGACCAGUGGGCGCUGGACGUGGAUUGCGAUUGUGCUGCUAGGCUUUCUGCUCGGGAUCGUGUCCCCCUACUCCACCUCGGACAGGACUAAUGCAGAUUCACUGGAGAAAAGGUGGGAGACGCUCUUUUCCCGCUCCGUUUUGGGCAUCUCGGUGGAUAGAUCGGACCGGAACUGGGAGAGCGACUAUUUGCUGGGCAUCAAGAGAGUGCGGAGGCUGUACUGCAACGUGGGCAUCGGGUUUCACCUGCAGGUCCUGCCAGACGGAAGGAUAAGCGGUGUACAUAAUGAGAACCAGUACAGUCUGAUAGAAAUCUCAACGGUAGAGAGAGGAGUCGUUAGUCUGUACGGCGUGAAAAGCAAGCUGUUUGUCGCAAUGAGCAGCCGGGGGAGGUUAUACGGAACGAGGGUCUUCCGUGACGAGUGCAAGUUCAAGGAGACACUGCUGCCCAACAAUUACAAUGCAUACGAGUCUUCCAUUUACAAGGGCUUUUAUAUUGCCCUCAGCAAACAUGGCCGCUUGAAGCGAGGCUACAAGGCCUCUCCAGCAAUGACUGUCACACAUUUCCUCCCACGUUUAUGAGCAAAACUGGCAAUAACACAACGAUUUGCACAUGUUGUAUGUUCUCGUAGGUAACCUAAACAUGCUUAUAUGAGAAGAGGUGAACUGCAAAGAACAAAAGUAACACUUAACAUAGUAUUUAUUCUCAUUCAAAUAAUAUAUGUAUAUUUCGGUAGCUUACUUUGUGUCUGAACUUUCUGUAAAUGCUAUUCUUUGCUGCUUAUGAUUUCUAUUAUGAACAUAUGAGAGAUGAGGAGCUUUUUAUUUUGCUCUCUCAUUUAUGGGUGCUUGCCAUAACUGGUGUAAACCUUACCCGUCAUUGGAAUGACUAACAUCUUUAGCUUUUAGAAGUGAAAGGGAUCCUUUUUAUUACCUCAAAGAGUAACGUCCGCACUGGCAAAAAGUGUUUGAAAGUUAUAGAGGGAAAAAUAAAUAUCAGUUUACUCUGAUCUUCAUUUGUUCCACCAUUUUACAAGAGGGAUGAAAGCAUUUAUUUUACUGCAGUUAUUCAUUAUUAGUUGGUGCCUUAGCUUCAGAUAUUUUGGCUCCUUUUACUCUCAUGCAAGGGAGAACUGUGAUGCUCUAGGGAUCUUUAGCCCACUUCCUAAAGAGUCAGAAUUUAGUUUGGUUUAUUUUCAUUACAUAUUUGGAUUAAUAACUAAAUGAGACUCAUAGAUUUGGAGAUAAGAAACCACUUGCAUUCACCCUUAUUGGGAGUUAAAGUCAAAGAGGGCCAUUUUACACUUCAUGCAAGGUCAGAGUUUGACUGCAAGUCUUUCUGUGUACGGCUAGUCCUGAAAGGUUUGGAUGCUUCCGUUUGAAUUUGAAUAUCCAGUAAACUUUGCACUGGAGUCAUAAUCUGUUAAGGAAAACUGAUCAAGCUUGAGAUAUCCAAUGAAUUUUCUUAAUAUUGAAUUAUGUGGCAAGAUUAUUUGAUAGUGUUUUAGCAACUCAUAAUGUAAUAACAAAGGAUAAUGUUACAACCGUAACUGUGCCCGUCUGGCACCAACAAUCAUGCCACGUUCCAAAUCACUGAGAUCACAUUUUCCCCCAUUCUGAUUGUUGAUGUGAACAUUAACUGAAGCUCCUGACCUGUAUCUGCAUGAUUUUAUGCACUGCACUGCUGCCACACGAUUGGCUGAUUAGAUAAUCGCAUGGAUGAUUGUUGGUGCCAGACAGGCUGGUUUGAGUAUUUCUGUAACAGCUGAUCUCCUGGGAUUUUCACACACAACAGUCCCUAGAAUUUACUCAGAAUGGUGCCAAAAACAAAAAACAUCCAGCGAGCAGCAGCUCUGCGGACGGAAUCACCUUGUUGAUCAUGAAAGAGGUCAACAGAGAAUGGCCAGACUGGUUUGAACUGACAAAGUCUACGGUAACUCAGAUAACCACUCUGUACAAUUGUGGUGAGAAGAAUAUCAUCUCAGAAUGCUAUUCUAAGAUGCGGGUUUUGAAAUCUAUAGAGGAGCAUAGCGCUAACAUUACAAAAUAUUAUUAUAAUAUAUGCAGAAUAUAUAUAUAUAUAAUAUUCUGCAUAUAUUUUAUUAUAACAAUAUAAUAUAAUGUUAGUGCUAUGCUCCUCUAUAGAGCUGCUUGCUAACUAAUGAGCAAAGGACAUUAAAGGCCUAACUUUCCUGAGGUAAACUAAACAGGUGACAGGUUGUUCAAGUGUCUUUGACUCAUUUACAAAUACAAACAAAUAUAUAACAUAUGAUUAUUAAAAUAAAAAGUAGUGGCAAACUGUAUGUUAGUACGUAUAUAUAUUAGUAAUAAUGUUCCAUAGUAAUAAUAAUAAUAAAUGCAUGAAUGUUUCAAUCCAGUGUAUUUUGUAGGUAGUUUAAGACUAGAUUUAGAUACAAAAUUUACUAUUUUAAAGGAAUACCAAUGUUUUUUAUGCCACAAAAAAAGUGUACUAUUGUUUUGUUUUGAAAAUUGUUACAAUAUGACAAAAUUAUUACAUUUUUAAUUAAAAUAAUUUUGUUAGUUUAUGGUGAGUUCACAAUGUAAUACCUUUCUCAUAUUGUAAUAACUUAUUACAUUUAGCAAAAAAACUUUAUUACAUUAUGGGCUCUUACAUAAUGUAAUAAUUAUUAAGUUUUGAGAAAAUUAUUACAUUAUAAACAAUUAUUACAUUUAACUUAUUACAUUAUGCUUUGUUAUUACAUUAUGAGUUGCUACAGCGUAGCUAUUUUUCUCAGUGAUAAGGAAACUGUUCAUUUUACAAAUGAAAUGGGUUCUUUUAUCUGGCAUGCAAUUAAGCUCUUCCUGGUUUAGUGUCAUAGAUAUUUAUUAAUUAUGGACUCUGAUGUCUAUGUUUUACCUCUACAUGACAGUAACUGAUCUCCAAUAAGGCGUUAGCAAUUUAAUCUCACCAACACGUUGACUGCAUACAUGAACGCCACCUCGACAAUUCUUUGGAAUGUAAAAAAAUAAUAAAAUACUUAAUGUCUUAAUCUGUUUAAGAUAACAUAAUCUGCUCAUUACAUUAUCUUUGAAUACCAGGCCCGAGCCCA